Messenger RNA from Ricinus communis (castor bean), 2400 nucleotides. RefSeq names its product probable protein phosphatase 2C 12. Gene Ontology annotation, molecular function: protein serine/threonine phosphatase activity. Gene Ontology annotation, biological process: protein dephosphorylation. The record is from RefSeq and is a predicted model, not a curated record. NCBI's taxonomy places the organism in Eukaryota, Viridiplantae, Streptophyta, Magnoliopsida, Malpighiales, Euphorbiaceae. The transcript has 10 exons. Bases 369 to 1655 code for a protein of 428 amino acids.
CAGCUCAAUUUUCGCGUAUAUUUUUAAAGAAAACGCACUUUCUCUUUCUCCUUGUGUUUAUGAUGAUGAUGAUGAUGAUGAUGAUGAUGAUUGUGUGUUAGUUUCAACGAUGGAAUUUUGGCAGGACGCUGGGAUCUGCAUUUCUCGAUCGCAGCGACAACAACCAAUUCUUUCUUCUUCUCGUUUCAUCUUCAUCUUCUUUGCGUGUAAUCUCCAUCGCUGCCAACAUUAUUAAAAGAAGAAUAUAUGUAGAUAUAUACACAUAUAUAUUCUCCGUUUUUCCUUUCACCGAUUGUAUGUAAUCUGGGAAUUUUGAAGAAUAAAACGCGUAGUGUUGCUGUGUUUGUGAUUUUGGGAAUUCUGAAACAAUGAUGGCCGCGAGGGAGCACCAAACGGUGCCGCUUUCCGUGUUGCUAAAGAGAGAAUUGGCAAAUGAGAGAGUAGAGAAGCCUGAAAUUUUGCAUGGACAAGCAAGUCAAAGUAAAAAAGGAGAGGACUUUACAUUGCUCAAGACCGAAUGCCAAAGGGUUCUUGGUGAUGGUGUUAGCACAUAUUCUGUUUUUGGGUUAUUUGAUGGACAUAACGGGUCUGCGGCUGCAAUUUAUACAAAGGAGAAUCUCUUAAAUAAUGUUAUAGCUGCUAUGCCUCCAGAUCUUAAUAGAGAUGAAUGGGUGGCUGCAUUGCCUAGGGCUUUGGUUGCUGGCUUUGUUAAAACAGAUAAAGAUUUUCAAAUGAGAGCACAAACAUCAGGUACAACUGUCACCUUUGUAAUAAUAGAAGGAUGGGUUAUAACUGUCGCAUCUGUUGGGGAUUCCCGCUGCAUUCUUGAAUCUGCUGAAGGUGAUGUCUAUUACUUGUCAGCAGAUCACAGGCUUGAAUGCAAUGUAGAGGAGAGGGAGCGUAUUACUGCUAGUGGGGGUGAAGUGGGACGACUGAAUACUGGCGGUGGUGCAGAGAUUGGCCCUUUGAGAUGCUGGCCCGGUGGCUUAUGUCUUUCACGAUCUAUUGGAGAUGUGGAUGUAGGUGAAUAUAUUGUCCCUGUUCCUUAUGUGAAGCAAGUAAAGUUAUCUACAGCGGGUGGCAGGCUUAUCAUCUCAAGUGACGGUGUCUGGGAUGCUUUAUCUGCGGAAAUGGCUCUUGACUGUUGUCGUGGGAUGCCAGCUGAAGCUGCAGCUGCACAAAUUGUCAGAGAAGCGGUGCAGUUUAAGGGACUUAGGGAUGACACAACCUGCAUUGUGAUUGAUAUAUCACCACCAGAAAAGCCAGCUGCUCCUUUGCCAGCACCAAAGAAGCAGGUAAAAGGAGUUUUCAAGUCUAUGUUUCGCAGAAAAUCCUCUGAAUCAUCCUCUCAAGUUGAUAAAGAAUAUACUGAGCCAGAUGUAGUAGAGGAAUUAUUUGAAGAAGGAUCAGCCAUGCUUGCAGAAAGGUUAGAUACGAAGUACCCGUUAUGCAACAUGUUUAAGUUGUUCAUGUGUGCAGUCUGUCAAGUAGAGAUGAAACCUGAAGAGGGUAUUUCAAUACAUGUUGGCGCAGCUAAUUCAAGAAAGUUGCGACCCUGGGAUGGCCCUUUCCUUUGCUCAAGUUGCCAGGAGAAAAGAGAAGCCAUGGAAGGGAAAAUACCAUCAGGAGAUAGACAUAGUAGUGAAAGUGACUAGCUAGUUAUCCUAUCACGUUUGCGUUCCUCAAGCACUAACUAUUGUUUGAAGUUUAACAUAAAUGAGAAGUUGGAAUUUUCUCACGUUAUUGGCCCCCUUCAAUUCUUAUUGGGGUUGGGGUUUGAGCCAUUUGUGUUGGAAGGGUCCAUUUGGAUUUCUCCCCUUUGCUUCCUUGCUUCAAGUCAGAAGAUUUCAGAGUUAGACCCAUCUGCGAGUUUGAAGAUUUGUUUCUGACUUGAGAUGUGACAAAACUUGUGGUUGCCACCUUAAAUGAUUCGUGGAAGACUUUGAUAAGCUCAACAGUGCAUAGUGACCCGUCACAAGUUAUUUGUUUUUCAAUUUGAGUCGAUUCUUCUCGAACUCAUAGAGCUAACAACUUGUAACAGCCUUCAUGUGUAAUAUUGUUAUAUAGGGAGAUUAUUGAGUACUAGUACGAUACAGAGUUAUUUAAAAUCAGGCAGAAACUUUUGUGAUGAGCCUGCUGUAUGAAUUUGUUAAUGUAGUAUUAUUGAAUCUUACUUUGUCAAGUAGAAUUGUGAGCUCUAGAAAUAGAACAAUUGGCUUUGUUAAUCAGUGUCACCUUCGUUUUGGUGCCAUGUCAGUAGCUUUUUCGAGUCAAGGCACUUGAGCAGUUGGGGCAUUAAAUCAGGUAUUUGUAUCCGGAAUUCUUUGUAUAAACUGGUUUUAAUACAAAGGUCCUGAAACUAACGAGAUUACAAUCUACUAGCUUUUUUGUUGUCAAAAA